AACAGUGCGUAUCGGGUUAGGUUGUUAGAAAGUUAAUGGCUGGGGGAAAGAGAUCCUCCUCAACCCUCGCUUCGGGAGAGUUUCUGGAUUCCCUGAAGUAAAAUCACGCAAAUAUCUUAAAAGAAAGAGCCUGGACGGACGUUUAAGUCAACAACUAGCUCGUUAACAUACGUAUCGUGAACAUAAGUAUGCAGGAUGCAGUAGCCGGGACGGCAAUGCUGACGGACGGCUUCGAGGACGAGAUUGACUCGGUGACUCCUCGCUCCCCAGUGGCAGGGAUGGGGGUAGGAGCGACACCAGGAGGAGUCGGACUAGGGGGCAUUGGGAUUGGUGUAGGUGGAAAGAAAGUACGUUUAUACGGUGAACCAGGUGGGCCUGCUGCAGAAAGACUGGAUUUCAAACUAGCGGCUGCGGCCGUCCUCUCCUCGGGUCCAGGAUCCGGCAGCGACGAAGACGAGGUUUCAGAGGUGGAGUCAUUCAUUUUGGACCAGGAGGACCUGGAUAACCCCAUCAUGAAGACAGCGUCAGAGUUGCUUUUGUCCAGCGCCACAGAUGGAGUAGAUUUGAGGACUGUUGAUCCAGAAACACAGGCCCGACUUGAAGCUCUACUGGAAGCUGCAGGCAUCGGUAAACUGUCCACUGCCGAUGGUAAAGCUUUUGCAGACCCCGAGGUGCUACGGCGACUGACGUCAUCUGUGAGUUGUGCCCUGGAUGAAGCUGCAGCAGCCCUGACCCGCAUGAGAGCUGAAAACACACUCAACGCCGGCCAAGCCGACAAUCUGGUUAUUUUCAGCCGUAGUUUAGCAGAGGCGUGCUCAGAUGGGGAUGUCAACGCUGUGCGCAAAUUACUGGAUGAGGGACGGAGCGUCAACGAACACACAGAGGAAGGGGAGAGCCUGUUAUGCCUCGCCUGCUCAGCUGGCUACUAUGAACUUGCACAGGUUUUGUUGGCCAUGCAUGCCAAUGUGGAGGACCGGGGCAUUAAGGGGGACAUAACGCCACUUAUGGCAGCUGCCAGCGGAGGUUAUGUGGACAUAGUGAAACUACUUCUGGUCCACGGGGCAGAUGUUAAUGCACAAUCCUCCACAGGCAACACAGCUCUGACGUACGCAUGUGCCGGUGGCUUCGUGGAUGUGGUAAAGGUGCUGCUGAAAGAGGGUGCUAAUAUUGAGGACCACAACGAGAACGGACACACACCUCUAAUGGAGGCGGCCAGUGCUGGCCACGUCGAGGUAGCCAGGGUACUCUUGGAGUAUGGCGCCGGAAUCAACACACACUCCAAUGAGUUCAAAGAGAGUGCUCUCACACUCGCCUGCUACAAAGGUCACUUGGACAUGGUGCGGUUUCUGUUGGAGGCUGGAGCAGACCAGGAACAUAAAACAGAUGAGAUGCACACAGCACUGAUGGAGGCAUGCAUGUCCCAGGACGGCCAUGUGGAGGUGGCACGGCUGCUGUUGGACAGCGGUGCGCAGGUCAACAUGCCAGCCGAUUCAUUUGAGUCGCCCCUUACCCUUGCAGCCUGUGGCGGACACGUGGAGCUGGCAGCCUUGCUCAUAGAAAGAGGAGCCAACUUGGAGGAGGUCAAUGAUGAGGGCUACACCCCUCUGAUGGAGGCAGCUAGAGAAGGCCAUGAGGAGAUGGUAGCACUGCUGCUGGCUCAAGGUGCUAACAUCAAUGCCCAGACAGAGGAGACCCAGGAGACAGCUUUGACUCUAGCAUGCUGUGGGGGCUUCUUGGAAGUGGCCGACUUCCUCAUCAAGGCAGGCGCCGACAUUGAGUUGGGCUGCUCCACCCCGCUAAUGGAGGCUGCACAGGAAGGCCAUCUGGAGUUGGUCAAAUACCUACUGGCUGCAGGGGCAAACGUUCAUGCCACCACGGCAACGGGUGACACAGCGUUGACAUAUGCGUGUGAGAACGGACACACUGAUGUGGCGGAUGUGCUGCUGCAGGCCGGAGCCAACUUGGAACAUGAGUCUGAAGGGGGGCGGACGCCCUUGAUGAAGGCAGCAAGGGCGGGACAUCUCUGUACAGUGCAGUUCCUUAUCAGCAAAGGUGCUAAUGUGAACAGAGCUACUGCCAAUAAUGAUCACACAGUGGUGUCUCUGGCCUGCGCUGGAGGACAUCUGGCUGUGGUGGAGCUGCUGCUGGCACACGGGGCAGAUCCUACACACAGACUCAAAGAUGGUUCAACCAUGUUGAUAGAAGCUGCUAAGGGCGGCCACACCAAUGUGGUGUCCUACCUGUUGGACUACCCCAACAACAUCCUGUCUGUCCCAGCCCCUGAUCUCUCCCAGCUCACUCCCCCCUCGCAAGAUACCUCUCAGGUUCCUCGUGUCCCAUUCCAAGCUCUCGCCAUGGUAGUGCCCCCUCAGGAGCCCGACCGUGCCCCAUCAAAUAUCGUUACACCCCCACCCGUCUCCAGCAAAGGCGUGUCCAAACAGAGACAGGCAGCCCUUCAGCCCGGUGUCCCCAGCUCAGUUGGCCGGGGGCCUGAAGCAGAGCCUCUGCCGCCCUUCCACUUGUGCCAGCCUCUCGAGUGCAUCGUGGAGGAGACGGAGGGGAAGCUGAACGAGCUGGGCCAGAGAAUCAGCGCUAUUGAGAAGGCCCAGCUUCAGUCACUAGAGCUAAUUCAGGGGGAGCCGCUCACCAAAGAUAAGAUUGAGGAGCUGAAGAAGAGCCGAGAGGAGCAGGUGCAGAAGAAGAAGAAAAUCUUGAAGGAGCUGCAGAAGGUGGAGCGCCAGCUGCAGCUGAAAACACAGCAACAGUUCACCAAAGAGUACAUGGAGGCGAAGGGUUUAAAGGAGGAGCAGGAGGCCGGACAGAGCCAGGGCCCAGGCCCGGGUCCCGGAAGUACGACGUCUGCUUCAGGGCCCCUUCCCACCACACCAGGUGCCCUAGUACACACCAGCUCUGACACGGAUGAAGAGGCCAUCAAAGAUGGGGAGCAAGAGGAGCUGCCAGGAGAGGAAGGGGAAGAGGAAGAGGAAGACGAUGACGAAGAGGAGGGCUCAGAGGAAGAGGCAGAUGGAGAAGAGGACGAUUACCUCAAGCUUCCUCGGGUGGGCACAAUCCUCCAAAGCAAUGCGCCACAGCAGCCACAGCAGCCUCCUCUGCCCCCUUCGCCACAGGCCCAGGCCCAGCCCCAGCCUCCUCCUCCACCCCUUCAGGCUGCCUUCGUCCCUAUCCAACCCCUGCCAGAUUACAACCCUGCAGACUACCCAGGAAGCACCAGCCCAGAGCUGCAGAGGGUACUGGUGGGGCAGCAGAUGCUGGGCCAACAACAGCAGGGUCAACAGUUGGCUGGGUUAGGCCCAGGAAUGAUACCUCAGCAGGCCCCAGAUGGGCUCAUGGUAGCUACACCUGCACAGACGCUCACAGACACGCUGGAUGACAUCAUGGCAGCUGUGAGCAGCCGUGUGCCCAUGCUGAACACUACAACCUCACCCACACCCCUGUCCCAGCCACCCACACAGAUGCCCGCAAACAUCGCCUCGCCCCCUUCAGUCCUGCCCCUCUACCCCUCUGUUGACAUAGAUGCACAUACGGAGAGUAACCAUGACACAGCACUGACGCUGGCGUGCGCAGGAGGACAUGAGGAGCUCGUGUCUGUCCUCAUUGCACGGGGAGCCAACAUUGAGCAUCGCGACAAAAAAGGUUUUACUCCGCUGAUCCUGGCUGCCACUGCUGGCCACGUAGGAGUGGUGGAAGUGCUCCUGGACAAAGGGGGUGACAUUGAGGCUCAGUCAGAGAGAACCAAAGACACGCCCCUCUCCCUGGCCUGCUCUGGGGGACGCCAGGAGGUGGUUGAGUUGCUGCUGCUUAGGGGAGCCAAUAAGGAACACCGCAAUGUUUCAGACUACACGCCUCUUAGCCUGGCUGCUUCUGGGGGUUACGUCAACAUCAUCAAGAUACUCCUCAAUGCUGGAGCUGAGAUUAACUCCAGGACUGGCAGUAAGCUGGGAAUCUCUCCUCUGAUGCUGGCGGCUAUGAAUGGUCACGUACCGGCAGUGAAGCUGUUGCUCGAUAUGGGCUCGGACAUCAACGCCCAGAUUGAGACCAACAGAAACACAGCUCUGACCCUAGCAUGCUUCCAGGGGCGGGCUGAGGUCGUCAGUCUGCUGCUAGAUCGCAAGGCCAACGUAGAGCAUCGUGCUAAGACUGGCCUUACUCCUCUGAUGGAGGCAGCCUCAGGAGGUUAUGCAGAGGUGGGCCGAGUGCUGCUGGAUAAAGGCGCUGAUGUCAACGCUCCCCCUGUUCCCUCAUCCCGAGACACUGCCCUCACCAUUGCUGCAGACAAGGGCCACUACAAGUUUUGUGAGCUACUUAUCAACAGGGGUGCCCAUAUCGACGUACGAAACAAGAAAGGGAACACUCCUCUCUGGCUUGCAGCAAACGGUGGCCAUUUUGACGUGGUCCAGCUCUUGGUGCAUGCCAGUGCUGAUGUGGAUGCAGCCGACAACCGCAAGAUUACCCCACUCAUGGCUGCUUUUCGGAAGGGUCAUGUGAAGGUGGUGCAGUAUCUUGUGAAGGAAGUCAACCAAUUCCCAUCAGAUAUUGAGUGCAUGAGAUAUAUCGCCACAAUCGCUGACAAGGAGCUGUUGAAGAAGUGCCACCAGUGCAUGGAGACCAUUGUCAAAGCCAAAGACCAGCAGGCAGCCGAGGCCAACAAGAAUGCUAGCAUUCUCCUCAAGGAGCUAGACUUGGAGAAGUCCCGGGAGGAGAGCAAGAAACAGGCCCUGGCUGCUAAACGUGAGAAGCGUAAAGAGAAACGCAAGAAGAAGAAGGAGGAGCAGAAGAGGAAGCAGGAGGAAGAGGAGGGGCAGAAAACCAAGGAGGAGUUCUUUGAGAUGCAGGAGCAGAAGGAGGAUUCAGCUGACGAAACAGAGGUUCCUAUUGAGCCUCCAAGUGCAACCACCACCACCACCAUUGGUAUAUCUGCCACCUCCACCACUUUCACUACAGCUUUUGGUAAGAAGCGAGCAAGUGUGGCCACUACCCCAAGCACCAAUCGCAAGAACAAAAAGAACAAAACCAAGGACUCUUCGCCCAACGAACCCAUCAUAUUACAGGAUCCGCAGGUUGCACUAGCACAGCACAAGGCUGACAAGAACAAGAUCCACGGUGAGCCACGGGGUGGGGGUGGGGGAGUGACAGGUGGCAACAGCGAUUCUGACCCCUUGGAUAGCACCGACUGUGCCAGUGAGAGCAGCAGCAGCGGGGGCAAGAGUCAGGAGCUCAACUACCUCCCUGACCUCACCUCCUCCGCCUCCUCCUACUCCUCCUCUUCCUCCUCCUCCUCUUCCUCAGCCCCCUCCUCAGGAGCAGCCCAGUCCCAGGCCCUCCUGCGCGGCCCAGAGAAGAGACACUUUCCUCAGCCGCAGACUGACGGCAAGGUGGACAACAAGGUCACAGUGUCCAUCUCAAAACCAACGCAAAAAGCUCCGGACAUGAACGACUCCACCUCCAACUCCUUGCCCUCUCCAUUCAAGACCAUGGCUCUUCCCGUCACCUCACCCAACAGCAAACUCAGCCUCACAAGCCCCAAGAGAGGUCAGAAGAGAGAAGAAGGUUGGAAGGAGGUGGUCAGACGAUCAAAGAAGCUGUCUGUGCCAGCCUCUGUUGUGUCUCGGAUCAUGGGCCGGGGAGGCUGCAACAUCACAGCCAUCCAGGAUGUGACAGGAGCUCACAUUGACGUAGACAAACAGAAGGACAAGAACGGGGAGAGGAUGAUCACCAUCAGAGGAGGCACAGAGUCCACAAGGUAUGCAGUCCAGCUGAUCAAUGCUCUAAUCCAAGACCCAGCCAAAGAGCUUGAAGAUCUGAUCCCCCGGAAUCACAUCAGAGCCCCAGGCUCUAAAACGACCUCAGCUUCCUUCCCAAGUACCACAGGGGCCUCCAGCGGUUCAACCACUGGGCCAAAGGCCCUAAGCUCGUUGGUCACCUCCACAGGCGUCUCGUUCCAGCCCUCUUCAUCCUCGUCUUCAUCCUCCUCUCAGGCCGGGGGAAAGAUUGGGAAGGGGCUCUCAUCAAAUGUCAGACAGCCUUUCCCUGUGUCUUUGCCCUUGGCGUACGCCCACCCUCAGCUGGCUCUACUGGCCGCUCAGACCAUGCACCAGAUCAGACACCCUCGUCUACCCAUGGCCCAGUUUGGUGGCACCUUCUCUCCCGCCGCCAGCACCUGGGGACCCUUCCCUGUGCGUCCUGUUAGUCCCGGCAGUGCUAACAGCUCUCCCAAACACAAUGGAGGAACCAACAGCACUGGAGGCCAGGCCAGACCCAACUCGACCCAUAGUGAGCACAGCAACACAGUCAGCUCAGGAGCCUCAGUCACGACCACCAACACCACCACCAUCAGUGCUCCUAACACAUCUACAGCCUCGCCUCAUACUCCUAAUCCUACCCCAUACAAUCCCCAGCCGAGCAUCCCCACUCCUUCCUCUGUCAGAAAACAGCUCUUCGCCCCUGACCCCAAGCCUACUGGUGUCACCCCUGUGUCUGUUGCCGCCACUUCUACUAGUGGCAGCAAUGCAGUACGAGGCACAGGUUCUCCUGCACAUCACAGUUCCACUACAACUACCGCUAAUCCCCCUCAGCAGCCAGUCGGUCCUAUCUCACAGCCCCCCAUCCAGCCAACUAAAACAGAGCCCAGUUCCGUUGCCCCUCCUGGAAAAGACAAACCCUCUCUACCUGUAGAGAACCAGCCUUUGUCUGUCAGUGAGAGCAUCAACUCUGUGGGUUUCACGGCCCCUGCCAUGGCUUUACCUCCCAAGCCAGAGCCUCGACAGCAGUUACCUCCCCCUCCCUCCUCUGUACCCUCCUCAGAGGCGCCACCACCCCUCCUCAACCCGCAGCACAGCUCCCACCUCCCCUCAGCACCUCCUCCUGUCCUCUCACACAAUGUUGCACACCCCAACAACACUGUACCCCACUUCUCAGCCCCUGCGCCCAGAGUCUCCCAUCGUAUGCAGCCACCAGGGCCUUACUAUUCCCUUCCUGAGCAGCAGCAGCAGCAACAACAGCAGCAGCAACAGACGCAACAACAAUCUGUGUUUGUGCCCUUCAAUGCUCAGCAAGAACCCCUGAAACAGAACCAAAACCAGACGUCCCAGCCCACAAAUUUGCCUCCACAAGCCCAGACCCAAGCUCAAGCCCAGGCUCCAGGCUCCCUUCAGGUCUCUGCUAACCUGGGGAUGAUGAAUGGUUCCCAGAUGCAGCAUGUGGCCAAUGCAGGCAAGCCUCAGCAGAUACCCCCCAACUUCGGUCCUGCAGGCCUCUUCAACUUCAGCAGCAUCUUUGAUAACAAUAACCAGGUUGGAAACAAUCAGGUGUGGGGUGCAUGCCAUCUACCAACUCGAUCACCUCCAGAACAGUCGUACUCAGCCCCACCAGCCUACAUGAGCAUGGGCCAGAUGGAGAAUAUGAUGCCCCCACCUCCUCCAGACAGCUCCAAAGCCCCUGGCUACCGCUCUGCCUCACAGAGGAUGGUCAACAGCCCCAUCGCUUUGACCAGUUAUGCCACCAGUAUGUCUGGCAGCCCUGUGUAUCUGCACGGUCAUACACCAGUUGGCACACCCUCAUUCAGCAGACAGCACUUUUCCCCUCACCCAUGGAGUGCAUCCACAUCAGGUGAAUCUCCUGUCCCGCCUCCCUCUACGGUGUCAUCUUCUGCCCUUUCCACCUCAGCUGUGGCCCCCCCUCCCCAGCCUAAGCCAGGCAGCUCCUCGCAGCAGGACCGGAAGGUCCCCCCACCCAUCGGCACAGAGCGGCUGGCUAGGAUCAGGCAGACGGGUUCUGUCAACCCACCUCUCCUCACCACCAGCUACACGGCAUCUGUUGGACAGGGAGGCAUUUGGUCGUUCGGGGUCGGCAGUGCUUCAGAGGCCAUGUCUGGUUGGUCCCAGCCCCUGAUGAGCAGCCACAUGAUGCACCCUCAGCAGCAGGCAGAGCAGUCUGCCUUCUCUCAGCACCAGCCCAUGGAGCAGGACGACACAGGCAUCGCAAACCCUGCUAACAACUACCACCCGCCUCAGCAUUUGCCCAACAGUUACAUGGACUUCCCAAAGGGCAUGCCUAUGUCAAUGUAUGGAGGAACAAUGCUGCCCCCUCAUCUUCCCAUGGCAGAGGGGCCGGGGGGACCAAUGUACAAUGGUUUGCACGCUGGUGACCCCGCAUGGAGCCCCAUUAUCAAAGUGGUCCCCAACAAUGCAGAUAACUCUGACCCACAACAGCAGGUGUGGCCUGGUACCUGGGCACCUCAUGUGGGCAAUGUGCACUUGAACCACGUCAACUAGACCGCGUCCACAGCAAUCAAACGCACACAGCAUGACCCACAGCGCAAACAUGAAAUACCAACUGACGAAUAUGACCGAAUAAGACAAACGAAAAAAGAAAAACGUACAUGUUAACUUUAGUAGAGACCUGAGAGUGCAGAGCAGAGGUUGAAGAAUUGGAAGUUCUUUUGACGCCAUUCUUUGAUGUGCCUAUCUCAAACAAGGAAAGGAAAUUUGGCGAGAGCUAUUAGCAGUGUCCCGAUGAUGCAAACAAACAUGCGCGAUCACCUGUUCAACAGGAUCCAUUCUCUGCGUAGUUUAGCGAUUUUGACUUAAACCCACAUACACCGUUCUUGGGCUGCAGGGGGCUCAACAUGAAGUAGCUAUUUAAACUUGGCCCAGAACUAGAUGAUGAUUACCUAAAGAGAAAGAGAAAUCAGAACCUUUUAGAGUGGUAAAUACAUGUAUAAUUGUUUACAUACUAAAAAGGGUUAAAAUGAGAGUAAAUUUCAUGUCGUAUAGUGGCUCUACUUUAUGUAGCCUGUAUUAAUGUGAAAUAUUUACCUUAAUAUUCAAUAAAAAGAUUGAAAAGUA
Molecule: messenger RNA, 8864 nt
Organism: Siniperca chuatsi (mandarin fish)
Lineage: Eukaryota; Metazoa; Chordata; Actinopteri; Centrarchiformes; Sinipercidae
Gene: ankhd1
Product: ankyrin repeat and KH domain containing 1
Exons: 39
Coding region: 189-8291 (2700 amino acids)
Biological process (GO): innate immune response
Cellular component (GO): cytoplasm
Molecular function (GO): RNA binding; protein binding
Source: RefSeq, a predicted model, not a curated record